AUGUAAGAAGUAAAAAAAAACUAUAUUAGUAUUUUAGAUCUAUGAAUUAAGACAUGGAAAAUUGUCUAGAAUUGUAGAUUGUGUUAUUUAUAUCAGUUCACAUACAAAAGCAGAAACUCUAGUUAAUUUAGCUAGUGAAAAUAAUGUGAAAUUGUGUGUCUAUGGUGGUGGUAUUAAUGUUACUCGGGCUUUGUAAUGUCCAAAAGAAGAAAAGAGAAUGAUUGUGUCUGUAGAUAUGUCAAGAAUGAAUCAUGUUAGAUAAGUGGAUAGAAAGAAUAUGACUGAUAUAGUAGAGACUGGAAUUACAGGUAAGGAUUUGGAAAAAGAGUUAUCACGUUAUGGAGUUGCUUGUGGUCAUGAACCUGACUCUGUGGAGUUUUCUACACUUGGUGGUUGGAUAAGUACUAGAGCAUCAAGUAUGAAAAAGAAUAGUUAUGGAAAUAUUGAAGAUAUAGUACUUUCAAUUAAAGUAGUAACACCAACUUGUACAUUAUAAUAAAGUUUUGAUUAUCCUAGAUUUAGCAGUGGACCUGAUUUGAAUUAAAUUAUUUUAGGUUCAGAGGGUACUAUAGGUAUUAUUACUGAAGCAAUAAUUAAAAUUAAAGCAUAUUUAAAUUUAAAGUAUGUAAAUAUGAAUCUAUUUUAUUCCAUAAUUUUGCUUUAGGUAAUGAAUUUAUGUAUCAAUUAUCCAGAAGUAAAGUAUGACCUGCAUCAGUUAGAUUAGUUGAUAAUAAUCAAUUUUAAUUUGUAUAGCUUUGAAAACUAUGUCUCAUAACAAGAGGGAAGAAUUUAUGGAUAAAACAAAAAAAUACUUUAUAACUCAGUUUAUGUAAUUUGAU
Paramecium primaurelia is the source of this 839-nucleotide messenger RNA. Lineage: Eukaryota; Ciliophora; Oligohymenophorea; Peniculida; Parameciidae. The record is from the annotation of a GenBank genome assembly.